Molecule: messenger RNA, 4207 nt
Organism: Bactrocera latifrons
Lineage: Eukaryota; Metazoa; Arthropoda; Insecta; Diptera; Tephritidae
Exons: 8
Coding region: 1103-4207 (1034 amino acids)
Biological process (GO): synapse organization
Cellular component (GO): neuron projection membrane
Source: RefSeq, a predicted model, not a curated record
CAAAUGUAUAGCAAAACAAUAUAAGUAAAUUAAAAUAUGUAAAGAAAAUUCCAUUAAAAUAGUAAUCAAAGUGUAAACAAUACCAAAAAUUCCAAAAAAUAGAAUAAACUUUUUGUAAAAUAAAAAUAAAAAAUUCUCCAAAACCGAAGUUACUCCAGAGUUUACACUUUUAUAAGCUUCCAUGUCCGUUUACUUGUGUGCAAUACUGUUAAAAGCAUAUUAAGACAAAAAAGUGCAAGAAAACAUACAAAAAGUUAAGCGCUCACUGACUGACUAACUGAUAAAUACAACAAAGCUACUCACACCCACACAUUGCAUACAAUACAUUAAGCGCCGGGGCGUAUACGUAACCUCCAUACAAAGCAAAUAAAUGGAAUAAAAGCACUGUGCAGCGAAGCGAAGUCAAGUGCAUGUAAUGAUAUAAAGAAGCGAGAGCAGUAAAUGGAAGGAAAACAACAAAAGAAAACUUAAAAAAUAACAACAAAAACAACAAUAAAUAAAUGCAAUAAAACUAGUGUGUGUGAGUAAAUGAUUGCGCCGGGAAAGCGAAGGGUAAGAGUAAUGGAAAAAGAAACACAGUGGAAUACAGCGAAAAAGAAAUUAAAGAAAAAACUUGCAAAAAAUUAAACUUAGAAAGUAAAUAAAAUACAAAUAAUGAAGUUUACGAGCAGCCGGCGGCGGCGAAAAGCUGCAAAGGCGGAGCAAAGUGAAAGGCAGAGCGGGAACGAGAAGAUAAAAAUUAGUAAUUGAUAAACAUUUGUUGUUCUAAUGCAAUGCAGCAGGCGGUGAAAAGUUAAAUAAAGUGUGGACGUGAAAGAAAAUAGUAAAAAAAAAAGCAAUAAAAAAUAUACAAAAAAGCUUCUGGCAACUAUUUGCUAGAAAAGACGUGGCAAGUGCAGCAAAAUGGCACAAGGGAGGCGGCAAAUUAAAUAUCAAUAGUGUUACUGUAGCAAACAAAGCAUUAGGGGAGGUAACUACGAGGUGUAAUGUAGGUGACUGCAAGAGCCAAAAGUGAGACGGAAAAAAAAUAUCAAAAAAAAAAAAAAAAACACAUAAACCACGAAAGGUGAAGAAACGAACAUUUCAAAUUACUAUCCGUGCAAUGUUGCUGCAGGCGGGGCCGGCCAUGCUGCCCGCUACGCCAAACAGCGAUAAAAUGUGUUGUUGUAGCGAAAACAACAAUCACCCCCACCCUACAGAAGAAGGCUCCAGCCGGAAACCCCACUUUACUUGCGCCACUUGCCUCCAACUGCAGGCCAGCAGCGAUGAAAACAAUACAUGUAGCGUACUUUUAGGCGCAAUGUCUGAUGGUGGCGCAAAACCCGCGUUAGUACGACACUUACGGCGUUGGCAAGCGUGUCGUCGGCGUAGGCGACGCAGAAAGGGUGGCGGCGAAAUGAGAAAUGCAUAUAAGAACAACAACAAUAGCAUACAACGCUGUAAUAAGCAAGCGCGGUUGGCACGAACAACGCGUGCGAUGCAUGCAACAACUACACGCGGAGUAGCUAUUGAAAAGCGAAAAUUAAGAAAACGCAUAAUCAGUAGCAUGGCUACAAGCAAUUGCUGGGGCUCAGCAAUGGUAGCGCGUUUGUUGCUUGCGGAUUACAACGACAGCGGUAUGUUGCAAGCGCGUAACAGUAAUUGCCUGCGAGCAAAAACAACAACAAGUGCAACAGCGGCUGCCAGCGUGGCACUGGAAAGCUGCGCAGCAACAAAAGCACUGUUGGGUUUACGUAGAGCAAGAGCAAGAGCAACAACAACAACAACAACAAAGGUAACAAGGCCGUUGUCGAAAUUGGUGAAAUGUGAGCGCCCGAGAAAAGUGCACAAACUAGCAACAACGGCGGCUGAACAACAGCCAACACCGUUAGCAUGCCUGCACCACCAAAAGCAACUACAACAGAGCGAAAGUGGGUUGCAAGUUGACAGCGCACGAAUAUUGCGCGCCAAUAGCAGCGACAAACCCGCUGGUGUACCGUUAGAACAACAGCUUAUCACACGUGAGUUCCGAAAUAAGCAACUGCCAUCACAACAAAAACAACACUGCCUUCAACGAACAACUGCUGCGGCACUACAGCGACCAGCUGCCAAAGCAAACUACUUGCAACAUCGAAGUUGGCGAAAUUUAAUUGGAUGUGUGGCAAGCACAUGUCCAACAACAACAGCGACCGUAAUAAAUACGAUCACAGCAGCAGCAGCAGCAAACGUUAUUGCAUCAGCGCCAGCAACAGCAAUAACAACAGCAAGUGCACACAAUUGCAACGCGCAUUGUUCGGCUGUCUCCGUUGUAGCCACAAAAAUGUCAACUACUCGUGCGCUGUCUGCCAAGCAAGACGAUGCGAAAGCGACAACAACAAAAUCCGUGUGUGUAGAAACGAAAAAUAUAUCAGCGCAGCAGCCGGGACUGGUUGUGCCGUGUGUCAUUGUGCGUAAAUCCAAGUGUCGAAGUACAAUCGCAUUGACAAGCGCAUUAACAGUGAUGGUGAAAACAGCAGCAGCAGCAUCAGCAAGAAUAGCAAAAAAAGCAAUUCAGCCAGCAAAACCUACAAAACGCGAUAAACCAACACAAAUAAAAUUAUUUAGAAGCAGAGCAACUACAGCAACGUUGUAUGGCAAUAUUUUUACAAUACUUGUCGCUUUGCUGACGCUACAUGCCACUGUGCUGCGCUGUCUCCUCUUCACCGCACUGACGGCGGCAACUGCUACGGUGACGGCCGCGCCGUUUGUGGCGCAAAACUCAUUGCUCUUGCUGUCACAACAACGGCUGGGGCAACACUCGCAUAGCAGCAACAACAACAACAACAACACGAGUAGUGGUAGCAGCAGUAGUAGCACCUUACCUUCGACUUCAGCGCAUAAUUACAAUCACCGACACACAAUGCUGCCCGUCACGCUCGCAUCUCCCGCAACGCAGCCACCGCCAUUGGCAUCGCCACCAAUACGUACCAACCGUAUGAUGGAUAUUGAGGUGUUGAAUGGCAGCAGUUACUCCGACACCUUGAGGAGUCUCUCUUCGAUCAUUGAGGAUGCGGAGGCGGCGCAGGGUGACGUAAAUCAGCUGCCAAUCUUUGACUUUGGCUUGCCGCGUAAUAUAACGGCACGUACCGGUCAAGCGGAAGCUGCAAUUAAAUGCCGAGUCGAGCGAUUGGACGAUAAGUCGGUCUCGUGGAUACGUAAACGUGAUUUGCAUAUACUGACCGUAGCCACGGCGACGUACACAUCGGAUAAACGCUUUCAGGUAACUUCGUCGAAAGAUGGACGCGAAUGGACAUUGCAUGUGAAAUCGCCCCAGGCUCGUGACACCGGCAUCUAUGAAUGUCAAGUGAAUACCGAACCAAAAAUGUCAAUGGCAUUUCAAUUGAAUAUCAUUGAAAUACCCGCCGAUUCGCGCGCCAUCAUCAGCGGCCCGGCCGAUCUGCAUUUCAAAGUCGGCAGCGCAAUCAUACUCAGCUGUCAUGUGCAACAGCCGAGCGUUCGUGAUAUUGGACCGAUUUAUUGGUAUCGCGGCGAGCAUAUAAUUACGCCAUUCGAGCUGGACGAAGAUGAAGAGAGCAACAGCGACACUAACAACAACAACAAUAAGAACAAACAUAGUCAUAGCAACGUUGGUGGUGACAUGUCCACGCCAGCACUGACGGGCAACGAGCUGGCUGCUGAUGUGACAGCGCCGAUAACAAAUGCCAAGGCAUUGACUGCUGCUGCUGCUGGUGGCUCGAGCGCAAUGGCGGUCACAGCGCCGCACGAUGGCUUAAGCAACGACAUAACGCCGGAUUUCACGGCGCGCAUCGCCAUGGAAUCACAGUUGGGCGACACAAUGAAAUCAAGGUUGCGCAUCUCGAAUGCACAGACAACGGAUACAGGGAAUUACACUUGUCAGCCGACAACGGCGAGCAGUGCCAGCGUCAUGGUGCACGUGAUUAAUGAUGAAAAUCCGGCGGCCAUGCAAAAAAGCAGCGCCAGUUCGAUGCGCAUAACAACUACAACUACAACAACAAGAAUAAGCUCGGAAGCGCGWCUGCCGUUGCUGUUACUAGCAGCAAUAACAACAAUAAUAAUAGAAACACUAAUGACUAGGGCGAAUGUAAUAACGCGAACAACAGAAGCAACAAUGGCAAUAAUAGCAACAAUAACAACAACAACAACGUUGCUGGUAACCUACUUAGCUGGAGUAUGUCCGUUGCAGCAACAGCAGAGCACGAGCAGCUAA